This is a messenger RNA of Pleuronectes platessa (European plaice), 1917 nucleotides long. RefSeq lists its product as uncharacterized. The record is from RefSeq and is a predicted model, not a curated record. The transcript is spliced from 14 exons. Gene Ontology annotation, biological process: negative regulation of axon extension involved in axon guidance; axon guidance; neural crest cell migration. The coding region runs from base 1 to 1917 and encodes 638 amino acids. Gene Ontology annotation, molecular function: semaphorin receptor binding; chemorepellent activity. Lineage: Eukaryota; Metazoa; Chordata; Actinopteri; Pleuronectiformes; Pleuronectidae.
AUGAAGUCGCUCAUCCUGCUCGCGCUCGUCGCCGCGGUCACCGCCGGGAAGUCUCCUCGGCUGAAAUUUGUCGUGCACGAGCCUUCCAGGUUCCACUUCAACAAACCUGAGAACUACAUCAGCAUGUACCACCCGGAGGGAAGUGACACGCUGUACGUGGGCGGCCGGGCGAUGAUCUACGAGCUGACGUUCAGUGACCGAGGCGUCCGCGACCUGCAGAUCCCAGCGGCUUCCGAUCAGACUGCGAUCGACACCUGCAAGGCAAAGGCUGCGCCACUCGAGCUGGAGUGUGAUAACUUCAUCACAGUCAUUCAGAAAGUGAACGACACGUUCAUCGCGUGUGGAACGAACGCCGGGAGCCCGAGGUGCUGGAUGCUGGUGAACGACACCGUGCUGACGGACGUUCAGGGCAACGGGCAGAUGGCCUCGGCCUCGGACAUCUCACCGCCCUACCCGUCCCAGAAGUCCAUCAGCCUGCCUGCAGAUGGGAGUCUGUAUUCGGCGAUGUCUUCGGUGGCAGGUCAGGCCGGCUCGAUCCGCCGAACGUUUGGCCCCCAGAAGCUGCUGAAGACCGAGAACAUUUGGCUGCUGAAUCCUCAGUUUGCUGGUGCCGCCAUUAUUCCGUCUGCGCACAAGGACAAGGAGGAGCUCUACUUCUUCUUCAGCGAGUUCAACAAGACGGCCCGAGUGGACGAGGAGCCGUACCGAGCUCGCAUCGGGCGCCUCUGCACGGUGGACGAAGGAGGCAUCAAAGCUCUGCUGGCCGACUCGUGGACGACCUUCAAGAAGGCUCGGAUGAUGUGCGGCUCAGGCAACACCCAGCAGCAGUACAACAACUUGAAGCAGGCCGUGGUGCUGACGGCGCAGGACAAGAGGGCCGGGGUCCUGUACGGCCUGUUCUCCAACGCAUGGGGCAGAACCGUGAUCUGUGCCUACUCCAUUGAAGAUAUUGACCAGGCCUUCACCAACAGCAAGCUGAAGGGCUACAGCAGCUCGUUCGGCAGCAAUCGCCCUGGAAUGUGCGUCCGCAAAAACGCGACCGCCGGCCACAACGACAUCAAGAACCUGGGGAUCAUCAGGUACCACCCGGAGAUCGAGGACGUCAUCCGGCCCGUGGGCGUGUCUCCUCUGGACCUGCCCAUCGAGGACCAGAUCACCCACGCCGUGGCGGACAUCGUGCUGGCGGUGAACGACGAGCACUACAGCGUCCUGUACCUCGGAACCGAACAAGGCAAAGUUCUGAAGGUUCUCCACUCCAGCGAGGGGGUCUUCAUCAUAUCCCAGUACUCCCUGUUCCACAACGAGGGCCCCGUUCUCAACAUGGCCAUCGACGCCCAGAAGGGACAUCUGUACGUCGGCACGGCGAUGGAGGUCCAGCGCCUGCAGCUGGCUGACUGCCGUCGCUAUGGGGACACGUGCAGGGAGUGCAUCCUGGGCCGGGACCCGUACUGCGGCUGGGACAAGGCCCGGAGGAGGUGCAUCGCCAUCCCGCCCGGAUACAACGCCACCACUGGGGCGCUGAUGCAGAAUCUGGACCAGUCCAACUCGUCGGUUUGCGGGGAAGCUGCUGCUCUGAAGCAGCGUCGCACUUCACCCAGAGAAGUGGUGGUCCAGUCCAACACCUCCAUCUUCCUCCCCUGCCCCGUGCGCUCCUUCCACGCCACCUACCGCUGGGAGAAGGACAACUGCAUCAAGAACUACCCCUGCCUCUUCUCCGGGGACUUCUGCGUCCUGGGGCCCACCUUCAACACGCCCCUGAAGGAGGGCGUCUUUCGAUGCAUGGCCACCGAGGACGGGUUCAAGGUGGAGGUGAUCUCCGUCAGGCUGGUGAACGACGGCCGGCUCCUGGCCGCCUCCCUGGCCUCCACCUUGGGGCCGUCACUGCUGCUGGCCGUGGCCGCCCUGUGGCUCCAUUAA